Molecule: messenger RNA, 1520 nt
Organism: Protopterus annectens (West African lungfish)
Lineage: Eukaryota; Metazoa; Chordata; Ceratodontiformes; Protopteridae
Product: zinc finger protein 501-like
Exons: 4
Biological process (GO): regulation of transcription by RNA polymerase II
Molecular function (GO): RNA polymerase II cis-regulatory region sequence-specific DNA binding; DNA-binding transcription factor activity
Source: RefSeq, a predicted model, not a curated record
AGGUAACUAUGCCUUAAACUAAGGAGUAAGGAAGUAACUACAGAAAAUUGAGUUAGAGAGGUUUGUUUCUUGUGCAGGCAUCACAUAAAUACUCAGAUUUGUGUGUCUGUUUAUCAUUCUUCUGGUUUGUAUAUCUGGCAAGCAGUAGCUUCUUCACUUCCUGAAUAGUGUACUGCAUCAUGAAACUGGAGGUGCCAGAACGUUUUGAAGAUGUUGCUGUUGAAUUUUCAAGGGAGGAGUGGGAGAUGCUGAGUGAAAAGGAGAAGAAGUUACACCAGGAAGUGAUGGUGCAGAACUUCGAUCACAUGAUAGAUGUCGGUUAUAACAUCCCAGUGGACCACCUUUGGUCACUUAUUUUGAAAGAUAAGAUGCUUCCAUCUGGUAUCGGUGACACAGGAAUGACUUUACCACAAAAUCAGCUUCCUGGUAACAGAAUUAGCAUUAGCAGGGAUGCAGAUUUCUCUGAGAUCCAGAAUCUUCGGCCAUCCCAUGAGAAACUUCUGGAUGCUGAAUUUAACAAAGCUCUCUCAGAUAAGAUGUCAAUCACAAGGGAAAAUGGAAUGCAUUCUGAAACCAGAAAUAACUGCAAGGAAAGUGAUGAUGGAUUGAUUAAAAAAAACAAACGAGAAAUGCAUCUACAAAUUCCCAUGGAAAUGGCAUGUAAUCAGCUUAAUCACAGCAACAGUGUAACAUUCAAUAUUAAUGAUUUAACUGAUCAAUUAAGUCACAAUGGGAAAAGACAAAAUAAUACAAUGGCAUCACAUGAUCAGAUAGGCAAUAAAGAGAAGCUUUACAACUGUGCCAUAUGUGGCAAGAGUUUUAAAAGUAGACAGGCUAUAACAAGACAUAUGUUAAUUCAUACUGGUCAGAAGCCCUACAAGUGUACCAUGUGUGACAAGAGGUUUACAAGGAGGAGUAGUAUGAUAUCUCAUCAAAGGACCCACAGUGGACAGAAGCCCUACAAAUGCAGUCUGUGUGACAAGAGGUUUGCAUGGAAAAGGACUAUGGUACUUCAUCAGUAUAUCCACACGGGACACAAACCCUACAAAUGUACCAUGUGUGACAAGAGUUUCACAUUGAAGAGUAGCAUGGUAAAACAUCAACAUAUACACACCGGAGAGAAGCCCUAUAAAUGCACCAUUUGUAACAAGAGUUUUGUACAGAAGAGUCACAUGGUAACUCAUCAGAGUACCCACACAGGACAGAAAAACUACAAAUGUGACACAUGUGGUAAGAGUUUUAGGCAGAAGGGCAAUAUGUAUAGGCAUCAGAAUACCCACACUGGGCUGAAGCCCUAUAAAUGUACCAUGUGUGACAAGAGUUUUUCACAGAAGUGCAGUAUGACGCUUCAUCAACAUACCCACACUGGCCAGAAACCCUUUAAAUGUGCCCUGUGUUACAAGUCCUUCAGACAAGCAAAUAUUUUGAAAAGGCAUCAGAGGAUCCACAGUGGGCAAGAUCCAAAUAUAGUGAAAAUUUUGAAACAUGUGGAGAAUAAAUCUAAGAUGACAUCUCUGCUU